UGUUGUUGGAAGCAGCAGUGGCGCGGGGCUGGGCAUGCGCAGUGGAGUAUCUCCGGUCACGCCGCUGCGUCUCAUUAAUAUUUAUAAGGACGCAGCGAAUGCUUGUAAUUGGCUCGUUCUCUGGGUGCCCAUGGCAACAAGCACGCACUCCCGUACAGACACAAAAUAGCUGAGGCAAGCGUGUUUUAUGAGCUAAACAUUAGUUAUUUUAGAUAAAUUACAUGGAAUUUUUUUAUUACAAACAAAAAUAUUUUUAAAGAUUUUUUGCAAGUCAACCAUAUAAAAUGGAAGAGGGGUCAUUAGAGGUAAAACAUGAAGAAAAUAACACACAGGUGGACAACACUGAAACAUUUGAGGACCCAACAGAGGCAGCAAGUGCCCAGGCUGAGGAAGAGGAAAGUGAUGAAACUGAACCUCCUAAUAUCUCAGAAGGUGUUGAGUUUGAUGUGGUCAAGCAGGAUUCACAGCUCUCAAUGGGCGUCCUGACAGAAGACAUGUCUAUUGCUGAGACAAGUGAACCACAGAUAGAUGAAACCGAUUUUGGGCAACAUAUGAUAACAGAAGUGGAGGAUGGAGUAGAACCCGAGACCUUGGAGGACACUGAGGGUCCUGAAAUAGGACAUUUCAUUGACGAUCUUCUAUCACGUGAGGACACUGAGGAUGAAGAGGAAAAGGAGGAGGACAGACUUCCAUCUCCUGACCCAGAGAGUGAGAAGACCAGCCCUCCUAAUGAAUCAACGGUGCCUCCAAAAGAAGAGGAGACUGGCCUCAACAUCAACAAUACAGAACUUAUGGAUCUAUUACAUGAACUACAGGCUGAGAGUGAAAAGCUCAGUAAGCUAAAUGGUCAGCUGCAGACCAAAAUAGCAGAAUACUUUAGCAAGAAGACAGGCGAUAAACAUCCCAGACUGGAAGGAGAUAUCUCAGACCAGGAGCAGUACCAAAAGUACAUAGAUCUCAUAGAGAAGCUCAAAGUGCAGCAUCACAGUUCUUCGGAGUUUCACCAACAGCAGAGUGAGGAGCUCCAUCAGCAGAGCUUAGAGAAACUGAAGCAGGUGGAGCAAGAGCUGAGAUCCUUAGCUGCAAUGAAAUAUGAGGCUGCCAUGACAUCACUGACUGGUAAGGUGGGCAAACAGGCAGCACUGGCAAAGGUGGAACAGCUGCAGGCAGACGAACUGAAGCAGGAAGACAAGCUGGCGUCGGUGCGUCUCAACAAUAUCAAGCUCAAAAACAAAAUAUGUCAGCUUGAGAUGGAACUUAAAUCCAAACGUGAGCUUGCCGAUGGCUUGCUGCUGAUGGACUUUGAGCAGCUCAAGACAGAGAACCAGACAUUCAAAGACAAGCUGAAGGAGCGCAGCGAGGAGCUACUUAGGCUGAAAAGGAAGGUUGCAUGCUCUGUGCAGGGCAUUUCCCAUGUGAAAGAGAAGCUGCACUUCAUGCAGAUGGAGAAUAAGGUCAAACACAAUCAACUGGCAAAGGCAGACGCAUUGGUGGCUCUUAAACGUGAAGUGCUGACACGUACCCGACAGGCUCGUGACGGCCUGCGUGCCGACAACCUUAAGCUGCAGCAGCGUUGUGGCCUGCUGGGAAACACCACCCUGCUGCAGGACUUUGAGGAGAAGGUAGACACCUCUGAGUGCCUGCAGCAGAGACUAGAGAUGUUGAAGAGACGUCACGCUGAGCUCAUGUUGAAGUGUGCUGGAGUCAAGCAGAAGAUCGAGCAAAGCAAACCAGAGGGCCAGUGACAACACAGGUGCACACGCUUACCCUCAGUAAUUGUGUUAAAUGUCUAGAGUGUAACUUGACAAAGCAUAUCAUAUGCAAAGCAUUAAACUUAGUUUUUACAAAAGUGAAAUAUUGGAUGAGAAAUAAUACUUUUAAUUAGUCAUCCUAAAUAGUAUUCAAAGUUUUUAUCUUUUGUCAAAGUUAUUUUCUUUUGUCAAGGUUAGAGCCCAAAAUACAAAGAACACAAGUUUUAAUUUACUCACAUGACUUCUGUAAUUUUGCUAGACUUAACUACUUUUUGAAGGAUGCUGUUGAAUUCUUUAUUCUUCAUACACUACCAGACAGACGUUUUUGAACAGUAAGAUUUUUAAUGUUUUUUUAAAGAAUUAUCUUUUGCUCACCAAGCCUGCGUUUAUUUGAUCCAAAAUACAGCAAAAACAGUAAUAUUGUUAAAUAUUUUUACUUUUUAAAAUAACUGCUUUCUAUUUGAAUAUAUUUUAAAAUGUAAUUUAUUCCUGUGGUCAAAGCUACAUUUUCAGCAUCUUCAGCGUCACAUGGUCCUUCAGAAAUCAUUCUAUUAUGCUAAUUGGCUGUUCAAGAAACAUUUAUUAUUAUUAUUAUCAUUAUCAAUAUUUAAAACAGUUGAGUACAUUUUUUUCAGGAUUUGUUGAUGAAUAGAAAGAUCUAAAGAUCAGCAUUUAUCUGAAAUAAAAAGCUUUUGUAACUUUAUACACUAUACCAGUUAUUAUAAAAACAGCAAAAGUGGGGAUAUUUCUUAGUGUAAAUAUAUCAUUAGAUGCUAAUCACUGUUUCAUUUGUAAGAAAUAAAGGUUUAUUGAAAUAUGUUAAUUGACAUAAAAACAAUAAAGCUUUAGGGUGACUUUUGCCUGUUAUGCCAGACUGAAGGAAUGUGUGUGCUAGAAGUCCAUCUAUUAUUAAGAUAAUGCAAUUCAAUGACUUAUCAUAGACUAUAACAUUUAAACUUUUGCCAAAAUAUCCGUUUUAAAGUAAUUAUGUUUGAAAUUGGUCACUACUUAGAAUAAAAUAGCCUGAGUUCAGGAAACAUUGAAAAAGGUUUGUUGUGACUUACUGUCGCCCAUUACAGCAAACUGGAGCAAGACAGAAAGUCUCCGUGAAAUGGCUUGAACUAUUUAUCUGUUAAAUCUGAUUAAUUUACAGACUGUAACUUAACAAAGCAUACCAUAUUUAGUUUUCAAAUGAAAGAAAUGCUGAGAAACGAUACGUCAAAUGUGUUAUCCCAAAUAAUAUCUACAGCUUUGUUAUUAUGUUUAUCACAGUGCCAGCAGAUGGCGAUAUUUGUUACAACAAGUCAACUGGGUGGACACUUCUGUUUAUUCUAAUACAUUCUAUUAUUCUAAUUUCA
Molecule: messenger RNA, 3109 nt
Organism: Labeo rohita (rohu)
Lineage: Eukaryota; Metazoa; Chordata; Actinopteri; Cypriniformes; Cyprinidae
Gene: cfap184
Product: coiled-coil domain containing 96
Exons: 2
Coding region: 285-1745 (486 amino acids)
Biological process (GO): cilium assembly
Cellular component (GO): axoneme; ciliary basal body
Source: RefSeq, a predicted model, not a curated record